Messenger RNA from Mastomys coucha (southern multimammate mouse), 738 nucleotides. It is a transcript of the gene Tmem89, whose product is annotated as transmembrane protein 89. The coding region runs from base 249 to 728 and encodes 159 amino acids. The record is from RefSeq and is a predicted model, not a curated record. Lineage: Eukaryota; Metazoa; Chordata; Mammalia; Rodentia; Muridae. The transcript has 2 exons.
GGCAGUUGCUAGCCCAGUAGAGAACAUUGGACCCUAAAGGCAGCAGGGUGCUUAGGUUAGGGAGGGAUGAUGGGGGGGGGUUGGAGUCCUUCUCCCCCCCCACUUCCCAUCAUCUGGCCAGGCUGUAUUUUGAAAGGCCAUGGGCCCAGCUGGAACCUGCUGCCUCAGAGCUGGGCCUGCUCUUGGGGGAGGGGUGUUUGCCUGUUGCCAAGGUACCCGGGUUCCGGCUCCUCAAAGUGGGCACAGUCAUGCUGUACUCAUUGCUCUUAGUGCCAUCGCUGUUCCUGCUGGUGAUGCCUAUCCCUAGCCAUGGUUGGUCGAGGCCCCUCUGGUACCAAGUAGGGCUGGACUUGCAGCCCUGGGGCUGCCAGCCAAACAACUUGGAUAGCUGCAGGAGCAGUCUGGGCUGCCCUGGCUACUGGAUGGGCCUGGGAGAAAAUCGCAUCUACCCCGUGGCUGGGGUCACAAUCACCACUACGAUGUUGCUGGUUAUCAGCCGUGUGGUAUUGCACCGGUGGCGAGCUAAGGUUUCUAAGAGUCAGCUCCCACCGGUGACCACCAGCUCCUGCAAACAAUGGAAACGACAGCCUAUUGUCUCAGACCGCACCCUGGUCCUGAGGGUCCUUCACAUGCUGGAUGCCAUCCUGCUCCACAUUGAGGGCCACCUGCAGCGGCUGGCUUCCCAACAACAAAAUCAAAUAAAAGGGUCUCCUCCUCAGUCUGGGUGACCCCAAUAUA